Molecule: messenger RNA, 602 nt
Organism: Camelina sativa (false flax)
Lineage: Eukaryota; Viridiplantae; Streptophyta; Magnoliopsida; Brassicales; Brassicaceae
Source: RefSeq, a predicted model, not a curated record
AUGUGGCCUUUCUUCUCAAUCUCAUCUUCCAAUUAUUUGUUCUUGCAGUUAGCGGCACCUGAGAGCCAUUUACUUGUUUCCAGCUCACUUGACAAAACUUUACGGAUCUGGGACUUAAGGAAGAGCUGGACACCACAGCCUUUUAUUGUCAAAGGACACAACGACGGUGUUUCGGGUUUCUCCAUCUGGGGCAAGGACGUUAUCUCCAUCUCAAGAAACAAUAUCGGGAUUUUCCCACUUUCAAAGUCUCAAGACGAGGAGGAGCAACAGCAGCAGCAGCGGAUAAUACCACAGAAACUGUAUAUGGCGGAGAAAGGAGGAAGAGUCAGAUCGGAUUUAUCAACCAUAUGUGUUUUACCAUUCUCCAGAUUGUUCAUCGUUGGAGGACAUGAUGGUUACUUGAGAAUCUGUUGUUGAAAUUAUAUACAAACUAUAUACUAUAUCAUAUCAUUGUUUUUUAACAAAUUCUACGGCCCUCUCUAUAUUUUAUGUUUUGGAUAGUGCCAAGCACGCUCACUGGUAUGAUUGUGAUGGAGAGAAAGAGGAAUUAUUUGUUAAUGGCUAAAUGUGGUAAUGAGCAAUGACUGAUGUAUUUUUUCCUC